Molecule: messenger RNA, 1806 nt
Organism: Fraxinus pennsylvanica
Lineage: Eukaryota; Viridiplantae; Streptophyta; Magnoliopsida; Lamiales; Oleaceae
Source: the annotation of a GenBank genome assembly
AUGGAGUCUCUGCUCUUAGGGUUUAAGGAACCCCAACAAGACGACGUCGUUGAAGAGAAAUCCCACAGCUUCAAGCUAGUGCCUUGGAUUAGCUGGGAGGAGUGGAACUUCGUCAAAACCUCCUUCUUUUCGUCUUCUCCGGAUUCUAUAAACUCUGCCCUCCAAAGAAUAUCGACGUGGCGGAGCAGAGGAUGCAUUCCGGUGGUGAUUGAUGUCACUGCUUCUAUUAUCGAAAUUCAACAGAAAGAUCCUUUUUUUAGAGAUGACUUAAGUGAAGGUGCUCUGCAAUCACAAGAAAUGCUAUCCAUGCUAUAUUGCAUGGCGAUCAUGAGGCUUGUAAAUGGUGUGGUUGAGAAGACCCGGAAAAAGACGGUGAUUUCAAUCGGGGAAGCAGCAAAUGCUAUUGGCAUUCCAAGAAUGCUUAUUGAUAUUCGUCAUGAGGGUUCUCAUCGUGAUCUCCCGUCUCUUCAACUGGUUCGUCUUGCAUCGACAAAGGCACUUGAUUGGUUGAAAUCAUAUUAUUGGGAACCUCAAGAAAAGGCCAUCCCGGUUAAUCAAACUGCCAAUCGCAGAAAAGAAAUUAAGUGUAGACUACGUGAACUUGCUGUGUCUCUUAAAGCGAAGCAAAUUACCAGAUCAAGUUCUUUGCAAGUCAAGGGAAAACGUGUUAGACAAAUGGAACACUUACAUGGGCAUAAUAAAUUUCUCUUUCUUAUGGCUGGGAAGACAUCACAUUGUAAAACUACAGGUUCGAAGAAGCAGGCAUUAGAUUCCUCGGAUUUCACAGAACACACAAUGGAAUCGGAAAUCGGCCAUGAAAAGCAACAGACUGUAUAUGAUGACUGGAAAUCUGUCGUCUUGAAAUUGUCAAAUAAAGAACCAGAAUUGCUUCUAAACCUCCUUAAUGCUGUUCUUGAGAAGAUAGAGACGCAGGAAGAAAUCAUGAGAUGCAAAAUAGGCGAACAUCACAAUCUGGAUAAUUUUGCUAAGUCUUGCCAAAUCGAGCUACUUGCUUAUUUGUUUGAGUGGCUUGUUGGAAAUCUCAAGACAGUAUAUCCCGUCUCUCACAAGGAACCUACAGAAUGUGAAGAUUCUCUGGCAGAAUCAAACUUGCCAAAGGAGACGCUACGAAGAUUAUUACGCAAAUGUCUUGUGUUGUCUUGUCCUGGCAAUGAAAAGCUGAUGGAUUCGGCCCUUGUUCUUGCACAGAUGACAGGAGACAGCUCUUUGCUCUGUAAGCUCAAAAAGAUGGCUUCCCUAUGGGUGUCAAAUUCCAACAUUAGCAAAGAAAACUCUGUUGUUUCUCACUCUGUGAUCCUUCUUUCCGAACAAGAAGAUUCUAUUCGUCAAGCUGAAGAGCAAUUCAAGUUAAUCAGACAUCGUCAAAUGAAUGGCACUGAUGUAAAACCUACUGACUCCAAUGUGGAAGUUAAUAGCCGAUGGGUUGUUACAAAGUCGUGGAAGCCAUGUCCUAUAGGCUUGCUCCCUCACAAUCUUGGCUUCUCAGGCCGUCUUCCGGUUCUCGACUGCAAUGACAAGCCCAGAGAAGCUCAAAAAGUAUCAGAUAGCAAGGCGCCUUGGGAACGAAAUCAAUGUGGGAAAAGGGAUGCUGACUGUCCGAUUGAAGAAUUGGAUAGCGCAUUUAUUAAGAAAGUGAAGGAGAAUGAAGCAGUUUGUGAAUCAUACGAUAAGGAUGAUACUCCCUCCGAAGGGGUUAUGGGUCGUCUGAUGGUCGAUGGAGUCUGGAAAAAAGUUACAGAGGAAGAACUGCUUCCUAUUGCAUCAGCUAUAAGAUUAUUAGUUUAG